Messenger RNA from Diabrotica balteata, 231 nucleotides. The record is from the annotation of a GenBank genome assembly. Lineage: Eukaryota; Metazoa; Arthropoda; Insecta; Coleoptera; Chrysomelidae.
AUGGUUAAUAAUAAAGAAAUAAUAACAAAAACCUUCGCCAUAGUUCUAAUUCAAAAAAUGAUUUGGUAUUUACUAUUUCAGCAAGAGAAAAUGGAACAAAGAAGGAACUUUCUUCAUCCAGAGUCCGCUGCUGGUCUUCAACAAGCUCGAAGUGUUCCACCCGCUUGUCCGUGGCCUGGUCCAGCAUCGAUCGGGAAAUCCUCCAUUCCACCUACCACUGGACAAAGUUGA